This is a messenger RNA of Haliotis rubra (blacklip abalone), 6972 nucleotides long. RefSeq lists its product as uncharacterized. The record is from RefSeq and is a predicted model, not a curated record. The transcript is spliced from 18 exons. Lineage: Eukaryota; Metazoa; Mollusca; Gastropoda; Lepetellida; Haliotidae. The coding region runs from base 88 to 2019 and encodes 643 amino acids.
GAGCGGUGAUCCUUACAGAAGACAGGCGUUUGUUUUUCUCGCAGAUUACAUUCCAGAAAGGAUCAAGUGAGCACUAUUUGGCAACUGAUGGCUUUGAAUAGACCUCCUGCCUUGGACGGUCUGUCCGACUGGAUAGUCAACAUAAUAGUCCAAAAGCAACCUGUCAACAGUACCAUGAAAGAGACGAUCAAGCAAAUGAUUUCUGACAAUUUAUCACAGACAGCUGAGCGGUGUAGAACUUUUUUUGAAGAUCAACUUGCAGCAAACAAAACAGAAGAAGAAAUGAAACGUUACAAUUCUCAUAUGGAGGAUUUUUUGAUCCAAGCUUUCCGACAGAGACAAUUGGAGCUUUUGGAGUCAAAAGACACACCUCCACCUGAUGAGGCCCAUCUGCAUGCAUUGUGCAUUUAUUCAGACAGUUUACAAGAAAAGUUAAGAUUGAAUGACACUGUCCUCUUGGACAGAUUAAUUGAGCAAAAAGCCAUGUCGGAAGCUGGUAGAGAAAGCAUUCUGGUUCGAAAAACCAUACAGCAACAGAAUGCAGCUUUCUUAAAAUACGUAAGCCAGACAUUCGACGCAGACACAUUUAAGGCGGUAUUUCUUCCUGCACUUAAGGAGGAGCAUGAAUGUUUGGCGACAGAACUUUCAAAGGCUGCUGCAAAUCCAACUUUAUCGAAGUUCUUGCUCAAUCGGUGUCUCAGUUGCAAGAUAAGGGAACAAAUACGAAUUCGAAAGUUUGCAACUUGUCUUUAUCAGAUUGGUGCAAUAUCAGCGGCUUCACAUUUAGAUUUAACAUCAACCAACAUGUCUCAAGAAGACAAGUGGAACCAUUUGAUGCACGAAACGAGACAAAGACCUUCGGUUUUGAUGAAAGCCCUUAAAAGAUACAAUGCAAGUCUCUACAAUCAGCUUAAGAGCAAUAGACAGUUAUGUUUAGAGUGCACGUGCCACGAUGAUUUGAAUAGCACCUUCGGUCAGCGUUCAGAAUCUAAAGACCAUGACGUAGCAAGAAUGUCUGACUUUUCCGAUUCAUCAUCACAAAUGUACAUGGAAACAGGUGAUGGAAUAGACGCCAGAGCGACUGCUCGUCCAUUGAGUGAAGAUACCUUCCUCCCAAGAUCCAGGACAUCACCAUUAGCCGGCUCUAACAAUGAACCAGAAGGACCAAAUCAUGGGAUACAUGUUCCUCAGAGAAUGAUGAAAGCACCUUUACUACCUGUCAAUAAAGAGAAUCCGUGUACAAAGCAAAGAGGAGAUCAGGAUCGGAAAUUGCAAAGGAUGUGGCGAGAACACUCUACACCGACGAGAGUCAAUAAUGAAUUCUCGCGUUGCCUUCCAAGAGCUGUUCACAAUUUGGAACCCAGUUGCAAUGAAGAUGAUAACUACAACUGCAUGAAGAAGAAACGUAAAAGGCACGUCACAGAACUAGAGGGUAAGGAAGAACCACUAAAGACUAUAGUUGAUGGAACACACGCCAGAACGACUGCUCGUCCAUGGAGUAAAGAUACCUUCCUCUCAGGAUCCAGGACAUCGUCAUUAACCGGCUCUAACAAUGAACCAGAAGGACCAAAUCAUGGAAUACAUGUUCCCCAAAGGAUUAUGAAAGCACCUAUACGACCUGUCAAUAAAGAGAAUCCGUGUACAAAGCCAAGAGGAGAUCAGAAUCGGAAAUUUCAAAGGAUGCGGAGAGUUUUAGUCACAGAACACUCUACAACGACGAGAGUCAAUAAUGAAUUCUCGCGUGGCCUUCCAAGAGCUGUUGGCAAUUUGGAACCCAGUUGCGAUGAAGUUGAUAACUACAAUUGCCCGAAGAAGAAACGUAAAAGGCACCUUGUAGAACUGGAGGAUAAGGAAGAACCACUAAAGACUGUAGUUGAUGGAACACACGCCAGAACGACUGCUCGUUCAUGGAAAGAUGACCUGUUGGCAAUGCUAAGAGAACUUGUUGGUCUGCAAUGUGAGUUAGAGAGAUCCAGAUCCAGACCAAACAACCAAAAUACAACACAUCGAUGCAAAUGAACGAAGAUUUUUUACAGACCAGGACUAAGACAAUAUUAUAUAUCUGAACUUGCCCGGUAGUCAGGCUCUGUGACGGCUUAACAGUGUGGUCAAACUGGGAGAAGUCAUACUGGGAGUAGUCAAAAUGGAAAGAUACCAUUAUUUCAGUCACAUGUUUACCUGGGUGCCGUUGGACAAAACAACCUUAGCGCUAAGAUUAUCUUAUCUCCUUAAGUUUUAACCAUGGGCUUUGGCUAAGGUUGACGCCCCAUUGCACAAAUCUAGCUUACGCUAAGGUAGCUUUAGUUAAGGUGAAAAUUGAAGGUUGAUCUGAUCCAACCUUAUCGUGGCUAAGUUUGACGUUUCAAGUACUUUCAACAUGGCUACAUUCUUGUUCAUGUGUGAGGAAACUGGUAAUUAUUCGGUGUACGUUUUGAGAGAUAUAAAUAGGAUAAUUACUCGGUGGGAUUACUGGGAAUUUCAUCAAUAACAUAAUGGUGAUUACUGAUGCCUGUUUGUCAUCAAUCACCAGUGGUAAUUCUGGAACGUCACCGAUAAAUCGCUUGGGAUGUUUUGGAAAGUACACAAAUACGAACGCCGAAGUGAGGUUUGCGAGAAAAUUGGAUAGUGUUUACAAAAUCACGUUUAUUACACACUUAGCUGCUACAAAUACUUCUGAAUUCCUCAUACAUUUUAGAAUUACAAAAGGGUCUUUGUCACCAAAACCAAGUGUCCAGAUAAAAUCAAAGGAAACAUAUAGGAUGUAAACACGAACGCUGUGCUUGUUGGAAAUGUAAACAAAGAAAUAUUCAAUAUUUACACUAUGAAGCAUUUUCUUAAAUUUUCCAUCUGUUUUCGUCUAUUUGUUUGCAUGCAUUGGCUGAAUACGUCUAGAAUAUGCUUGGAAGGAGUAUCGUAGCAAGAAAUUAUACAUGAAAAAUACAUACUAUACAGUGAUUCGGUAAGUUCAUAGUAAAUGGUCAAAGUUUCCGUGACGCCAAGAUUGACUCAAAUUCACGCAGCACGACAACGGUAAAACUGUUAUCGGCAUAUCUGACUUCUUCUCUUACUUACAUUGAAAACAUUAAAUACAAAUAACAAUACGCAGAUAGUCAAAAUCUUUUUGGUUACGUACAUCAUAUGGGCAAAACGUUCCCUGAAUCAAAGAAAGGUCCCACGCAAAAUCCUGCGAACCGGUGUCAGCGAUCAUUUUGUUAGAAAUUUGCCAUCAGUAGUCAACAUUGUUGUACAUUUCUUUGCAAUUUCUUUGAGGUGAAGCUCGGUUGAGUAAGAGUUUACACAAUCUCCCUUUCCUGUUGCUUGCACUUUCCGUAUUAUAAUGUAUAUUUUGCGUAUUGUUCAGAUAUAUCUAACGAAAUUAAUUUGAUUAUAAUAAUAAUAAGUGCAUUUAUAUUGUGCUGAGCUCCUUUCUCUGGGUGAAUGCUCUGACAAUCAAAGCGCAGCACAUUAUUACCCCGGAUAAGCCAAGCUGUUUGUUAUAUCAUACAAGGACAAAGACAAUACAGUUUAUGUUUGUUUGAACAAUAUAUACAAGACAUUGUCACAUCUUGCGUCGUACACGACAUUAUCAACCUCAAUGCAAGUAGUGAAGAUGAAAUGUAGGCAUAACUGCAUCAUGUACUUUAGUUCAUGCAAUAAUCAAUAUUAAUUGUAAUUUCAUAUGAAUAAAUUAAUAACCUUUUGAGUAAAACUGACAAUCUUAAUGAAAAUGAUAUGAAAUAUUUCAACUAAAUAUGCGCACAUUUUAAAAGAACUGUCUUGUUAAUUGAAUUUGUUAAUGCCGUUUUAUGGACAAAACAAUGAUGUAUAGUGAUUGGCCAGGUGCGCGUUUGUCAAGACCUUUUACGAUCCACUCUCAUUGUUGUUGAUACUAAAAUCAAUCUAUACUCGAAAAAGAGUUGCGAUGACAUGAUAUCUAACUGUAACUAUAUUAUUUCAACCAGAAUUAUAAAAAAUAUAUAAAUAAACCAUGCCAUGUCUUCCUUUGGACAAACCCUACAUCAUUAUUCUGAUAGUUCCACACAUAAAGAGCUGUCUUUUUGCAUCGUUCAUUGUAUGAUCAUGAAGGAAAAAGCCACAUUACCAUAAACAAAAGAAAGUCUUAUCCUAAAACAUAUAUUCAUGUGUUAUGAAAUAUUUCCUUUUAUUUACAUUAAUUUGAUGCCAAACAGAUGCGCGUGUUUGGCCAAACCAUCAAUUGUUUAUCAAGUCGGACGGGAGAUAACUCACAACCGUAAGUACAGACAUGAUUUAGUCUCCUGCACUGAAGAUUUCAACCUCAGUUAAGAUCGCAGCUAAAUAUCCUGACAGAGUUAAGGUUGACCAAAGGUAGGUUAUUUUUUCUUAAUGUUACCUUAAGGUUAACCUUAGGCACCAAGUUCAAAGACGCUUGCUUGACAACGGUACAAGAAUCUGUAUCGAAACGUCGCACUCACGAAAUAAAGAAGUUGUUAUCCAUAAAAACUUGUUCCAUAAAGUUCAACCUUAGUUAAAGGUUAUUUUGUACAACGACACCCUGGUAUAAACUUCCUUUUUUUAUUUCCAUUUUUUAUUCCCACUCUUAUAUAUAUAUACUCUUAUAUGCACACAUAUACAUAUACAUACAUGCAUAGACAUAGAUAGAUAGAUGUACAAGUUCUUCCCUUCAACUGAAAAAGAUGGGUGGAUUUACAGAUAGGCAUUCUUAGUUCCGGCCAUCAUGCACAUACCUACUACAGUUUUAUGUAUGAGAGUAUACAUAAUUUUAGUCUCAACUGGAAAGUAUAGUUUACAGAUAGGUAUUCUAAGUUUGUUUAAACGUGGGCAUAGAUAAAGCAUUCAUAUAUAAAGAUGUACAUGUAUUUUCUUUCACUUGGAGGGUAUGUUUACAGGAAGACAGUUUAAGUUCUGUCAGUCAUGCACUUAAAUAAUACAAUCAUAAAUAUAAAGAUGUACAUAUGUUUCCUUUCACUUGGAGUGUAUGGGUUUCAGAUAGACAUUAGAUAUUCUGCCAAUCUUACACAUAGAUAGUACAGUCAUAGUAUAAAGAUGUACAUGCGUUUCUUUUCAAUUGGAAGAUGUAAUUUACAGAUAGGUAUUCCGUGUACAUAGAGAAUAGUCACACUUAUAAAGAUGUGCAUGUUUUCCUUCCAGUUGAAGAGUCUGGGUUACAGAUAGGUAUUCUAAGUUCCACCGGUCGUGUACAUAGAAAAUAUAGUCAUGCGUAUAAAGAUGUGCAUAUUUUCCCUUUCUAUUAGAAGGUAUAGUUAGCAGAUAGGUAUUCUAAGUUCAUCCAGUCAUAUACAUAGAUACAGUUAUAUAUAUAAAGAUGUACAUGGUUAUCCUUUCUAUUGGAAGGUAUAGUUUACUGAUAGGUAUCUUAGUUUACCCCCGUCAUAUACAUAGAUAAUACAACCAUAUACUAGCAUAUGAGAUGUACAUAAUUUCCACUUCUAUUGGGAGGUAUACGUUUCAGAUAGGUAAUCUAUGCCCACCCAUUUGUGUACACACAUAAACAGUGCAUUUAUAAAGAUGUAUAUGCUUUUCCUCCCGUUUGGAAAAUAUAGAUUCAAAUGGGUGUUAUAGGUCCACAAAAUGUUGCCCACACAUUUAUUAUAUUGGCUUCAGUACUUCUCUUAACCAUCUGUCUAGUAGACAAGAGAUAAUAGAUGUUUUAGGAAAAUACUUAACAUUGUUCGUUUUAGGGAGAAAUGUGUAGUACAUUGUAAUCAUCUGGUUUCAUAUCGAAUAAUUUGUGGAAGGAUGACCAAAAGUUGAAAAUUUGCUGUUGGAGAAAGUUGAAAAAGCUGUAUAUCUGGUGGCUUCAUAAUAUUUUAUAAUUUCUCUUUGUGCAUGAUUAAAAUGAAUGCUUUUAUUUUACAUACGUUGGUUUACAAUCACUUGUUUUACUAUCAGGCACACAACAUUUAGUGGGUUAUUAUGUUUUCCUUGAAAUCCUAAUAGUAUGUUUUCUGGGUUUAAUGUAAUUUCUCCUUCUGCAGCCAACUAGUCAGACGUCUCCAAAGCUCUUUUACAUGGCUAUAUUCGUAAAACAAAUGCAUGACAGUUUCAGGUUCUCUUCCACAGAAAGUACAUAGAAGGGAAUCCUUACGUCCAAUCUUGUAUAAGAAUACGCUUGUUGGUAUUAUUUCAUAAAUUAUUUUGUAAUGCAAUCAUAUUAGAUCGCUACUGUUUGUACAUCUGUGAGCCAUUAGAUAAAUAUAUUCCAACAUUUUGGAAUGAUAUUGUUUCUGAAAUAUUCUUUCCCACCUUUUAUGUGCAUAUGAUUUGUUGUAACCUGCAUCAAGCAGUGAGGCGUAUUUUCCAGCUGUAUAUAUUUUUUAUCCAAAUACUUUCCCCAUGCUUCUACGACAUCUUUCCAAAAAGUGUUUCUAAUUGUAGGGACGAUUUUUUUAUGAUAUAUUGAGAAUCGGCUAGCCAUAUUCUAUAGUUUUCUGGUAUACAAUUAUCAACCAAUAUUUUCCAUUUAGCAUUUCCUUCUCGUAGUCGUUUUAUCCAAGAUAUUUAUUGAGCACAAAUUAAUACAUUUAGUCCUCCAUACUUUGGUGGCAUGCUUAGAGAGCAUCUCUUUUGAUUCUAUCCGGUUUACCUCUCCAUAUGAAUUUGAAACAUUUUGCCUGAAAAGAUUUGAGUAUCGCGUAUCAGGAGGUGAUGGUAUGGAUGAAAAAAGAUGGUUAAGUUUAGAAAGUAAUAGUGAUUUCAAGAUUGUAUUUCUUGCAAUUAGAGUUAGAGUACAAAAUUCAUUUCGCAUUCUAUCUUUCUCAAUUUCUCAUAGUAAUUCAGUUCAAUCAUCUUUUCCAUAUCCACAUAGAAUUGUAUUCCUAGCAGCCUAAAAUUGCUUUGACACCAAUUCAAAUUCUAAUCUGUACAUAGCUUGUAUCGACUCCUUUUCUUUGAGCCUAUCCAUAACAACCUUGUUUUUUCUGUAUUAACCUUUAGUCCGGAAAAUCUUGC